CGGCUUUCAAACUAAACGCCGGGUUUGUCGAGAGCCAAGAAAAAUAAUAAUAAUAAUAAUAAUUGAAAAAAAUUAUUUAAAAUUUAUAAAAAACAAUAAUUUUUUUUCAUUUAUAAUAAUUAAUUUUAAUUUGUUUAAAUUUUAACAAUUUUUAUCGAAAUAAAAAAAAUAUUUUAAAUAGUAACCGUUCAAAAUGUAAUAUAUAAAAAAUUUAUUAUUUUAUUUUUAUUUUUUUUUUUUUUUUCAAUUAUAUUUAAAAAUAAUUGAGAAAAAAUAAAAUUUGAUAAACCAAUUAAAUAUAUUGAUAAUUAAUUGGAUAAUGUAACAACGUGCCUUUUUUUUUUUUUUAAAUUUUAAAUGUUUAUUGUUGUUUUUUUAUUUUGAAAAUUCAGUGAUUGUGAUAAUUUUUAAUUUUUGAAUUAUUAACAAAGUGUUAAAGUGGUAUUUGUGUAUAAAUUUGUAUAAAAAAAAAAAAUGUGUAUGUGUGUUGUGUAGGUGGGUGGAUAUUUGUGUUUAAUCUUGCGAGACAACGCUAGUAAAAAAAAAAGGAAAUUUUUAUUCAAAAUGAUGAAUAGUAUUUUUUAAAAUAAAUUUGAAUAAUAUAUUGUCUGUACAUAUGAUGCUAAUAAAACGACAAAUAAUAUUUUGAAUGAGUUAUGAUAUAAGGGAAGUAAAUAUCAUUGGUGCAGACAAAGACGUGAGGGUGGUACUGAAAAUUGACUACUUAAAAUUAAUAAAAAAACAUAAAAGCCACAAUAUUCACAUGUUUAUUGUCAUUUUAUAUUGAUUAAGUGACACAUGAAAUGAAAAAUUAAAAAUAAUAAUUUCAUGAAAUAGUUGUCAUUGGCCUUAAUGUGGUGAUUAACGUAAACGUCAAUUGAUGACGCAAAUGGAUAACAAAAAUAACUAUAAAAAUAAGAAGUAAAUAAAAAAGAAUUAACAAGAUUAUAAAACUCUUUUUAUUUUUAUUUUGUUUAUUAAUAAUAAAAAUAAGAAAAAAUUUUAAAAAACAACAAAAUCUUCUCUAUACUUGUUUAAUUAUACAUUUAAAUUAUUUAUCAAUGAUUUAAUCAUUUUAUAUCAAAAUAAAUAAAUAUUAAGAUUAAUAAAUGAAUAAUUGACAAAAAAAAUUUAAAAAAAAAAAAAAAAUAGAAGUCAAACUAGUCUUGGAAAAAAAAUUCGAAUAUUGGUCCAAGAACUGGCAAAGACAUCUCGUAAAUUUAUAAAUCUUAUUUAUUUUUCAAAUUUUUAUAUUAAAUUUUUGAUAAAUGUAAAAAUUAAUUUUUUUUUUUUCUUCUCAACUUUCAAAUUUAUGAAAAAAACAAAAUUUCAUAUAAUUAUUACCAAAAGAGAGUGAGAUAGAGACAUAGAGAUAGAUAGAAUUUGAAAAAUAACAAAAAAAAUAGUAAUAAAAAUAAAAAGGCCGGAAGAUUUUUAACGAAGGUAUACAUACUGUAAUAAAAGGGAUUAAAAAAAAAAAAUCUGGAUAAGGAGGCGUGUGAGGUGAGAGCAAGAAGAAGAAGAAUAAUAAUAAGAAGAAGAAGCCGAAGAGGAGGUAAAAGACGAGAGCGAUAAGGGCGAGACCGAGUAGAGGCAAAAAACCUGGGGGCGCAGCUGAAAGAUAAAAAAAAAUCAUAAUAAUAAUAAGAAAGGAAAAAAGUCAUAUAUAACUGAGUGAGAAGGUAACAGGACCUGGGUUUGAUAGUGUGUGGCCGCGCCUCGUCGAACCAAGAAAAUCGAUCUUUGUACAUUGAUAUCUAUACUCUCAACCGAUACAUUUUCCACGUUUCAAUACUUCCUUCACAAUUCUUACAAUUCCCAUUGAUUCUCAUUUUUAUAUAAAAAAUAUAUAUAAAUAUUAUAAAAGGAAAACAAAAAAAGAAAAAGCCAAUUUCUUUGGCUCUGUUCCUUCAAUUCUCGUCAACAUUUUAUCUUUCUUCAAUUUAUUCUGUCUUUUUCCCUUGAUGCCCUUUGUUACAAGCCGUUCAUUCUUUUAGUCGAAAUAUAAAAAAAAAGAAACAAACUUGUUCCCUCUGUGGCGGUUUGUUCCGGCACAACGACGACGACGACUACGACGAGGAGGACGAAAUUACGAGGUGAAAUCGAUACGAAAAAGUCUGGGAUUUGGAAUAAAACCGAGAUUGUUGAAGAAUCAGCAACAUUACCAGUAACCAUAUAACCACAUUCACUGUGGAAUCAUCAACGAAUAAAACCACAUCCUGGAAACUCGUUGUUACUAUUGCUGUUACUGAUAUAUUGUAAAAAAAAAAACGAAAUAAUAAUAAAACAAGGGGAAUGAAAUAAAAGAACUACCAAGGACCAAACGAAUGAGAAAAAAUAUAUAUUAUAUAUAAAAAAGGGAACUAAAUCGUUCUGUUGUAUUACAGCAGUGCAUUCAUGAGGCAAGAGAGAACUUAAAAGCAUGAGAACGUGACGCAAACCAGCAGCCGCCGGCCAUUAGUCGUCGUCAGAAGGGCGUCGCCGUUAUAUUCGUGCUGACUAAACUCGAAAUAUUUAAAAUAAUUAAAUAACAACAAUAGAUACUUUUUUUUUUUAGUUGCCAAAAGUAUCAGCAACUAUCCCUGCCAUAAAAUAGGGUAGAAAAGAAAUAAAAUACAAAAAGAAAUAUACAAAAAUUUCCAAGAGAAAUACAAAAAAAAAAAACGAAGAGAAUUAAUUUGCAAGGUGUUUCUUAUUUUUUCAAAUAUUAUUAUUGUAAAGAAACAUAAAAAUAUGGCAACUGCAUGUUAUCAAAAAGAAGUUAUGAUUGAGGGUGCUAGUCAUGGAAUAAGUGGUUUAAAUCCACUUCCUCAUCAUCAUUAUCAUCUUCAUUCACAUCAUCAUCAUCAUCAACAUCAACAACAACAACAACAGCGUGGAUUAUUAAAUUCAACAAAUACAUCUAUACUCACAAAGCCAUCAACAACACCAGCACCUACAUUAAAUCGUUCAUCCACAUCAACUGGAACUGGAACAACAGGAACAUCAUCAGCAUCAGCAGCGGCAGCAGCAGCUAUUGCAGCAGCUGGUGUUACAGUCAUUGGUCAAACAAUAAUUUCACCAUCAAAUAAUACCGAUAUUGUUAUACCUGGUACAAGUCCAUAUAAAAAUGAUAUAACAUCAACAACAAAUAAUUUUAAAGAUUAUGCACAACCACUUCAUGUUGAUUGUAGCGUAGAAUAUGAAUUACCAAGUCAAGCAAAACCACCACCUGGUGGUGGUGAACCAUUGCUUAUGAUACAUCCAUCAUAUUAUCGUCGUGCUGAACGUGAAAGACGUAGUCAAUUUGUUAAUAAUUUACCACCAAUUGUAACAUCAUCAAAUAAUAGAAAAACAAGUAGACGUGAUACAACAUCACAAUUAUUAAAAAAUAAAAAUACAAAUAAUAAUAAAAAUAAUAAUAAUAAUAGUAGUAAUAAUAAUCAUAUAAUAAGUGGUGGUGAUGUAUCAUCAGCACCAACAAUUGUUGCAACUGGUACAGCUGCAAUUGCAACAAGCAAUAAUCAUUCAAUAAUUAAUAAUAAUAGUAAUAUUAAUAAUAUUAAUAAUAGUCAUAAUAAUAGAAUAUUACUUGGUGAUUCAUUGGCAGCAUCAUCACCAUCAUCAGCAUCAAUAAAUACAUUAUUACAAAAUCAUAGAAGAACAAUUAAUAGACGACAUGUUGAUAAUGAUGAUAAUAAUAUUGCUUUAACAAGUGCUGUUAUUAUUGAUAAUGAUAAUGAUAAUGAUAAAACAAGACUGAAUCAUCAACAACAACAACAGCAACAACAACAACAACAACACCAUCAGCAUCAUGCAAGACCAGGUGUAUUAUUUUCAUUUAGAGAAAAUGCUGUUAUAUCAGGUAUAUAUCAGCAUUACUUUCAUACAAUGAGAUCACAUCAUCAACCACAUCCACAUCCACAUCAUCAUCCUACUUCUCUUCCUCCUCACAAUCCAAAUGAUAUUCAACAACAGCAACCACAACCACAGCAACAACAACAACAGCAACAACAACAACAAUCACAUCAUCAUUUGUAUGAUGAUUCACAUGUUAAUGUUAAUUCUGGUGGUUCAUUGACAGCAUCAAGUCCAGCUGGUGCAUUUUUAAGAAAUUUUCAAAUACCAAAUGAGCCAGUAUCAAGUACAACAAGACGUAGAAAUACAACAAAUCAUCAUCCAUAUCGUAGAUCAUUAAAUUGUAAUAUAUCAUCACGUACACCAAUUGUACCAUCAUCACCAUCUGAUGUUGCAGCAUCAAUAUCAUCAUCAUCAUCAGUUGUAGCAUCUUCAACAUCAUCCUCAUCAUCAUCUUCAUCUCCACCAUCAUCAUCAUCAUCUAGUAUGUAUGCAACAGCUGUUAAUCGUCAUCGUGCAGCAUCAUUACAAGCAUUGAGAGUUGCUGCUGCUGCAGUUGCUGCAGCAGCAAGAGCAGCAGCAAAUGGCUCAAAUACAAAUAGUAAUCCAAAUAAUAAUACUGGUAAUAGUUUUUAUGAAGCAUCAGCAUAUCGUGCAUUAUUACCAAGAAGCUAGGAUUCGGCAAUUAAUUUUAAUUAUUUAUAUAAAAAAUAUUAUAAUAAUAUGACGUUUAAACUCAGGAUUAUUAUUAUCAUCAUAAUCAUUUAUGAUAUUAUUUAAAUUAACAAUCAACUACCAGGCUUUAAAUAUAAUAUUUUAUAAUUAUUAAUCAAAUUUUAUUUAUUGUUAUUAUUUUUUAUUUAUUUUUUUUUUUCUUUUAUUAAAUUAUUUUUUCUAUAUACUAUUUUUGUCUAUACUUUUAAUAUCAUCAUCAUCAUCAUCAUCCAUUAUUAUUAGAACAAAAAAAUUCGAAAAAAUGAUGAUGAACAACAUCAACCAAAUACGGAACGCAGUGUCAGCAUCAUUUUAUCCGCAACGAACAAUAAAACCACGAGAAAAGAUAAUAUCGUAUAGCACGAAUUUUUUUUUUUCUUUUUAUCUUGAAAUUUUUUUUUUUUUUUCCAUUCGUUUCUCUUCUUCAUCAUCAUCAUCGUUGGUUUUUUUUUUUUCUCUUUUUCAGUAUUAUUUAUCCCCUUCGUCAUUGGUAUUAUAACAAAACGUCGGUCCCUUUUUGCCCAACUCUCAACUCUCAAAUUGCAAGUUGUAUGUGAGAUUGUGAGUAUAUAUAUAUACCGGCUUUGAAUCUCGCAACCACGUCAAAAUGUGAAACGCACGUGGAGCGUGGAGUCUGUUAUAAAAAUACACAUAUACAUGUGAGAGGUCGAGCAACACACAUACUAUAUAAAAUAUACACUCUGGCUUUUGAAUUUGUGUGUUACCCAUGGGAGGGCUUUUUACUCGUUGUUCUAACGGCUGCCAGUUUCUCUUUGCUCUCUUUCCUUUUUUCACUCUUUAAUUUAACCCACACACACACACACAUACAUAUAUUUAAAAGCUCAAAUAUCUACCUGCAUUAUGCAUUAUUUUUUUUUUUUUUAUAUUUUACCUACAAAUAUUUUCACCCAAUAAUUCAACCUUCCAUAAUUUAUAAUCAAAAAUUCAAAAAAUAAAAAAACCAUAAAAAAUUUCAUCUUAAAAAAAAAAAAUAUUUAUUAUCGAAUUUUUUAUAGAUCAUCAUUUAAAAUCACAGACUAAUGAGCAAUUUCUUAAUGAACUACAUUUGUCUUUUUUUAUAAUGCUCUAUAUAGAAAAUAUUUUUGUAAAUGUAAAGUUGACCCAACCCUCCUCCCUUGUUUCGUUAUAUAUAUGAUUUUUUUUUUAUAUUUCGUUGAUGUUGGUUUCGCGUCGGGUGGCAUGGUACUUGUAUGCUCUCAUGUACACCGUGGGCAUAUCCGUCGUGGCCAUUACCAUCAACCUCUUUUAUUUUCUCUCUCUUUCAUCAUGAACUUUCUCUCUCUCUCUUUGGUCAUACAACAGACAGUACAUAGCAGAAACGACAUACAUUUGCCAGUUCACUCAAUUCGUAAAAUUACAUAAACCUAUCUCUGUCUCUUCCUCUCUUGCUCUCUCUAUUCGUGUGUGGUUAGGUACAUAUAUAGUGUUAUUAAGGACAGAGAGGAAUACACUCUAGUCCCUCUUUCAUACAUAUAUAUCCAGCCUCUCAUCUCGUCUGGUCGGUCUCUGUGACCAAAACCUCCUCACUAAAGGGAAUUUCUCUCUGGAUGAAUAUAUAUCUAUCUCACUUAUUAACUGCAAUGCUAUUCUGCUACAGACGUAUGUUACAAUCCAUGCUAUUCACAAAUGGCAUAUAUAUAAUACAACUGAUUUUGAAACCCAAGGGUCUAUUCUCUCUCCAACAGAAUAUUGGGCUUUGCUUAUACCCCCUGAUACCCCCGCUGUUACCCUUUAGACAUGCGCCAGACUUUAGUCGAGCCAAUUUUUUCCGUUCAAUAUUGUCCUAUACACUAUUUUAUUAUAGUUUUUUUUUUUUUUUUUCUUUUAUAUUAAUUUUUCUCCUUUUUUUUAUCUUUAAAUCUAUCCAACUAUCGGUUCCCCCCUGGCCCCCUUCACCCAGUCACACGGUGUUUUCUUUUUCGAAUCGGGUUUUUUUUUUUUUUUCAAAUAUAUUAAUCAUCAUUUGCCAUGUACGGAGUUUUAUAUAUAUAUAAACGUUCACUUUACACUAAUAUUUUUUUUUUUUUUUUUUUACUCACGUCAUACAUUAACACAUGCAUGUACAUGAAUAUUGCGUUAACACGACGAAAAAAUAAAAUAAAUGAUAACCAUGAGAAAAGGAAAGAAAAAGAAAAAAAGUUAUUGUGAAAAUCAAUUAUCUCGUAAAGCAUGUUAUAUCCUUGAAGAACAUAAAGACAUUUACACAUAAAAGAGACACGAAAAAAAUAAUAAAUAAUAGAAAUUUUAAAACUUCAUUUACUAUAUAUUGUAUUCGUAGUAAAUGUACUUUGAACUUGAUUGUUUUUUUUUUCCUUUUAUUUUCACUUUUCUUUGAUUCUUUAUUUUCAAAUGCCGAGGUUUCAAAAAUUCAAUGAUUAUUAACACAAUACAUUGAUCAAAUAUCUAAUCCGAAUAAAUGUAAAUUUUUAUGAUUUUAUUAUUCUAUUAUUAUAAAUAAUAUUUAAUUUAUUAUUAUUAUUAUAAUGAUGAUUAAUUUUAUUGUAAAUUUAAAAUUAUAAAACUCCCUUUUUGGCUAUGCUAUUAUUCUAUAUCAAACAGCCCCUAUGUAUGUAUAUAUAAAUUUCGAUUUUGUUGGUGUCUCUCUCUCUUGUGCUGGCCUACACAGUUAAUGCACCACGACGUCGGCGGCCAACAACAGUCAGGGAUUUUAGGGUGAUAUUCCCCGGGACAUAGGGUUUAGAUAAGCCGAUCGAUUCACAGUGUUGUUAUUAACAAAGUAAAAAAAAAAAAACCAGUUGGAUGCCAAAAACUGUUAAUAAUA
Messenger RNA from Aphidius gifuensis, 7354 nucleotides. RefSeq lists its product as uncharacterized. The record is from RefSeq and is a predicted model, not a curated record. Bases 2734 to 4512 code for a protein of 592 amino acids. Lineage: Eukaryota; Metazoa; Arthropoda; Insecta; Hymenoptera; Braconidae. The transcript has a single exon.